CCAAAACAUAUACUUUUUGCUCACACUGAACCGCCCCCCGGCUAGUCAAAACGUCAGUGAAAAUGCGCUCUGUUUCUCUAAUAAUUUCUAUUGCCUUGGCAAUGACAGCCACUGCCGCUGUGGGCCCUUCACCCGGCAGUCAGCCUGGCCAGUUGUCUAUCAAAGAGGCACAAGACAAGUAUCCCGGGUCCGAAAUUGCUUGCUGCAAAAACAAGGAAGACAUCAACGCCGAUGGAAUUCUUGGAAAUCUUCUGCAGAAGGGUCUUGCGUUGCAGAACCUUCUUGGAACUCAGGACUCUGCUUGUGCGAAGACAAGUUUGAUUGAAAACCUGAAUAUUUUGGGCUUUACAAAAGAAGGGGCCGAUGGUGUUUCUUGCAGCGGGACUACGGCUUACUGUCCAGAGGACGGAGAUUGCAAGCCUGUAGAAGCUUAGCAAGGCGGUUUUGGACGGUUUAGGGUGUUUGCGAAUAUAAAUUGAUCGCUGGGUUUGGUAGAGCUAUCAUCGUGUGUUCCCUUAAUGUCGGUCCCAAUCACCUGGUUUAAAAUUUGCGUUUUGCAUGGAGCUUGUCAGAAGCAACGGAUAUGGUCAUGUCUUGAACACCGGAGCUUGUAAUUUUCUAGAACUCAUUUUCUUUCUAACGGGAUGGUUAUUCCAUCAUUUGUAACCCAAUCCAAGUUGGGUAAUUAAUACAUUUUAAAAACUUAAAUUAAUCGCGAAUACUAG
This is a messenger RNA of Talaromyces proteolyticus, 725 nucleotides long. RefSeq lists its product as uncharacterized. NCBI's taxonomy places the organism in Eukaryota, Fungi, Ascomycota, Eurotiomycetes, Eurotiales, Trichocomaceae. The transcript is spliced from 3 exons. The record is from RefSeq and is a predicted model, not a curated record. Bases 63 to 434 code for a protein of 123 amino acids.